Molecule: messenger RNA, 1218 nt
Organism: Ipomoea triloba (trilobed morning glory)
Lineage: Eukaryota; Viridiplantae; Streptophyta; Magnoliopsida; Solanales; Convolvulaceae
Product: patatin-like protein 2
Exons: 6
Coding region: 4-1218 (404 amino acids)
Biological process (GO): lipid metabolic process
Molecular function (GO): monoacylglycerol lipase activity; glycerophospholipase activity
Source: RefSeq, a predicted model, not a curated record
AAAAUGGUGAAAGGUGGUGCAUCUUGGUCUCUGCAACCUCCAAGUUAUGGAAGGCUGAUCACCGUUCUCAGCAUCGAUGGAGGCGGUAUUAGGGGAAUCAUUCCGGCUACUAUCCUUGAAUACCUUGAAUCUCAGUUGCAGGAGAUGGAUGGAGGGGACGCACGACUGGCGGAUUACUUCGACGUGAUAGCCGGAACGAGCACCGGCGGUCUGGUGACGGUGAUGCUAACCGCACCGGAGCAGGCCACCAAGCGGCCAUUGUUUGCGGCCAAAGAUAUCACAACUUUCUAUCUUGAGCAUGGCCCCAAGAUUUUCCCUCAAAAAGGUGGACUGUUUGGACCAAUCAGAAAGACGAUCAAAUCUCUAGUAGGCCCCAAGUACGAUGGGGUGUACCUUCACAAGAUCAUAGAAGAGACACUAGGAGAGACUCGACUGCAUGAAACCUUAACCAACAUCGUGGUCCCAACUUUUGAUAUCACCCGACUGCAGCCCACCAUUUUCUCUACUUUUGAGGCAAAAACAAACCCUUUGUCGGACGCUAAACUUUCCGACAUAUGCAUCGCCACAUCCGCAGCGCCAACUUACCUUCCGCCAUACUACUUCAAGAACCAAGAUCAAGACGGAAACCUCCGAGAAUUCAACCUAAUUGACGGCGGAGUUGCGGCCAACAAUCCGACUCUAGUUGCUACUAGCGAAGUGAGUAAGCAAAUCAUCCACGGGCACCCAGAUUUCUUUCCGAUCAAGCCUGCAGAUUACGACCGAUUUCUGGUGAUUUCAGUCGGAACUGGCUCCCAUAAAGUGGAACAGAAAUAUAGCGCUAAAAUGGCGGCCAAAUGGGGUGUUUUGGGUUGGCUUCUCAACGGGGGUUCCACCCCCAUUAUUGAUGUCUUCAAUCAAGCCAGCGGUGACAUGGUUGACUUGCAUAUCUCAGUCCUCUUCCAAGCACUUCAUUCUCAAAAUAAUUACCUUCGAAUUCAAGAUGACACGUUAACUGGGACAGUUUCUUCAGUAGACGUAGCAACAAAGGAGAACAUGAACAAAUUAGCAGAAACUGGAAAAAUUUUAUUGAAGAAACCACUUUCAAGGGUCAAUUUGCAAACCGGUCUCUUUGAGCCAUGCGAGGGUGGCGGCACCAACGAAGAUGCUUUGAAAAGGUUUGCAGAAAUGCUUUCAGAGGAGAAGAAAUUUCGUGAGUCGAAAUCAGCAUUGAGAAAGUAA